GGACUGUUGCCUUGUACAUUAAUAUCAAUCAUAAAAAAUGUUUAAUAUUUAUGAAUCAAUUGUUCUCAACCAGAAUAUGCAAGAAAUAUUUGCCUAUGCACAUUGAACAAAUAUAAAAAAAUCAAUCCUUCAGUCCUAAAUGAUUCUUUCUGCAGAUAAAUCUCAUUAACAAUUUCAUAUGAUGUAAAAACAUGUUACAUCCCAUUAGAAUACAUCAGUGAAACCUUUUAAAAUUUGUAUAUUCUUUAAAAAAUUACUUACACCAAACUGAGUCACUAUAUCAUAGUCACAGCCUCAAACCAAGAUUGCCCUUACAAUUAUGUAUAAAAGGACACCUUUCUUUUGAAAAAUAUUUGUUUAAAUAUUUGCCUAUAUUUCCUUAUUUUCAACCGUUUAAUUAUCCAGUAGCUUUUCCACCAUAAUUAAACCAUCGAUAACAUGUAUGUUAAAUUUUACCCAAAACAGAACAAAAAGUCUAAAUAUAAGUCUACGCGUAUUAGAUCAAUUGUACAUAUGUCAAAUGUACCGGAAAUACAAUGACAAUAUACCUAAAUAUCGUGACUAAUACACUGAUAAGUGUAACAGGAAAAUAAACACAUUCAGUUUCACAUAAAUAGGUUAUGCCUUAUUAAAAUAUGAAUACAUAUAUCAGAUGUGAAAAUGAAUUGUAGGAAAUUGAAAACGGAAAAAAACACUGUUUUUCAUUAUCAAAUACCUUUUACCAUGUGUGUCGCUAAUAAAAGUUUGAAUAAACAAAUUGUAAUGUAAGUCAUUGAAAUGAAUGGAAAAUUAUUACCUGUCAUCAAAGUAAAGGUGGUUGUUGUUGGAGAUGCAGGGGUAGGAAAAACGUCACUGGCUGUCAGAUUUACCGACAAUUCAUUCAUUCAACAUUACAAGCAGACAGUCGGAGCAAGUUUUUGCAGUCGUGCUUUAGACUUUAAAGACAAAACUGUUGUGUUUAACAUUUGGGAUACUGCUGGACAGGAGAGAUUCCGAAGUUUAGUUCCUAUGUACCUUCGAGACGCAGGAAUCGCAUUGGUUGUAUAUGAUAUUAGUAGUCAUAAAUCCUUUGAGAAUGUAGAGAGUUGGCUGUUACAGCUACAACAGUACGGACCUAGGGACUUGAAAUGUGCAUUGAUUGGAAACAAAGUUGACCUAGACGACCUGAGGGAGGUUCCAACUCAGGAAGGAAAACUACUUGCAGAGGGCCAUGGCUUGUAUUUUGAAGAGACAUCUGCUAAAUCAGGGGAAGGAAUAAACAAAGUGUUUAAUGAUAUUGGUAGUGCAUUAGCCGAAGGAUGUAAGAAAGAGAAACGAUCAUCUACUGUGUCUAUAUGUGAUUCAUACGUCCAUCGGAAGAAGAAGACAUGCUGCUAAUAUAAACUCGUUUGACAUGUUACUUAUAAUCUCUAUCAUAAGGUUGUUUGUUUUAUGAAGAUGGAAGUACUGGCUGCCUAAUGCUGUAUGACGAUAGCAUUUAUAUUGUUAAAAGUUGUAUAGUCUACUGCAUAUAAAUAUAGAAAUAAGAUGAUGUGGUAUGAUUGCUGAUGAAACAACUAUCCACCACAGUUCAAAUGAAGUGGAUUUAAGCAAUUAUAGGCAACCAUUAUUCGGCCUUCAAUAAUGAGAAAAACCCAUACCUUAUAGUCGGCUAUAAAAGGCCCCGACAUGACAAAUAUGAAGCAAUUCAAAUGAGAAAACUAACUGUAUGCAUAGAUAGAUAAAAUUUUCAACAGAUGUUUUAGCUAUAUGCAAAGUUUGUAAAAUCAUAAAAUGUCGGGUUUCAAGCUCUGUUGAUAAUUUAGUUUUUUUCCUUGUGUAACGUACAGUGAUUAGAAAUGUUUGCCUCAUGUUAUUACUCAGAACUGUGCUGUUGAAUCUUUGAAGAUGUCAACCAUAUUCACCUCCCAUAUCUGUUUUGGCGAUCAAUCUAGUAUGGUUCAUCGAAUAAGAUGAGGCAUGGCAAAUUAGCAAACUACUAAUUGGUUUGCAAGGUUAACAUAUCAAACAUGGGCAUGUUCACAUCACACGGACUUCAUUAACGGGGAUGUCACAACGCAAAACCUGCUCCAGCAUGAUAAUGAGAAAAAAAAAGACUGAAUGAAUAAUGUUUUUCGGUAACCGAUGGUUGACAGAUAUGAUGAUUCUGUAUCAAUGUCAGAGGGUAUAAUGGAUGGAAUCGUUAAGUGUAAAACACAUACUUUUUCUCUACUAUCUUAACAUCAAAUGAACAUGGACAAUUAUUUCAUUCGUCGGAUCGUAUUUGUUAGCUAACAGUUGCGUCAAAAACAGUAAAAUAUUUAUGGUGAACGAUAAUUUAAGCGAAUGGUACCGUUAGUAUCAUCAGCUUAGUAGUCACUACGUAUACUUCGGUUCUGACAUGAUUUAUAAAAAAACUAUCUAAAAUUGGCCGUUUAUAAAUUUUGAAAUUUACAGGAACGAAGGUUUCAACUCCCUCAGGCAAAGUUGGCCUCAGAUGGAUUUGGCUAUUUUUUUAAGUUCCUAUUUGGUUCAAAGCUCAACAACGUUUUCGGUCCCUAUACAUCCUUGGCUUUCAAAUAUUCGGCUUUGAACGUUCCUGGUGAAGGUAAAUCCAGAAAAGCGCUUCGGACGCAUGAAAUUUAUAACGUGUUGUUUUCUUUUUUUUUAAAGCGAAUGGUAUCGUUAGUCGUCAUAUGAAUUGUCCCAUUCCCUCUUUCAGUCAGGGUCAGUGAUCUGUUAAUCAUCCAUUUGGAAUAUUGUAGCUGCAGUGAGGUGAUGGCAAUAUGACAUAAAAUGCUAUCUCCGUAAUAAGGGUAUAACUUGUUUCCAAGUUUCUCUCAAACUGUGCAGGGGGUAACAUAUUCCUUAAUGUUACAAUCAAAUGGUCCUAACUAACGAAAUGAUAAGUCCGUCUCAUUUGUAAAAUAAAAUUUAUAAACUUAUA
Molecule: messenger RNA, 2926 nt
Organism: Mytilus californianus (California mussel)
Lineage: Eukaryota; Metazoa; Mollusca; Bivalvia; Mytilida; Mytilidae
Exons: 6
Coding region: 778-1377 (199 amino acids)
Molecular function (GO): GTPase activity; GTP binding
Source: RefSeq, a predicted model, not a curated record